AUGGACAUACAUGUAUUUGUUGUAAUUCUGUGGCUCUGGGUUAUACCUGCCGAUGUCAGUGACCUUGGAAAUGUUGAAUCCUUUUUAACUAAAAAUAAACGUGUUGUAAAAAAGAAAUACCGCCCUAUCUAUCAUAUAACAGCUCCAGAAGGUUGGAUAAGUAAUCCUACUGCUUUCACUUUCUACAAACGGCAUUACCAUAUAUUUUAUCAGUAUCACCCAUAUAAUGGAGCAUGGGAUCAAAUGAAUUGGGGACAUGCAGUUAGUGAUAAUUUAGUGGACUGGACUCAUUAUCCAACAGCCUUGAUGCCCAAAGACCAUUAUGAUAGACAUGGAUGCCUGGCUGGUUCCGCGGUGGUCAAUAAAAAUUUCCUCACAUUAUUCUAUACUGGUCAUAUAGUAUCAGGACGUGAAUCAAUUCAAACACAAAACCUGGCGAUUAGUGGAGACGGUAUGUUCUUCCGAAAAUUUUUAUAUAAUCCAAUUAUAAGAGAGUCACCGAACGGAAUAGGAGAAUUCAGAAAUCCUAAGGUCUGGCGUUUCCGCAACAUUUGGUAUAUGAUUGUUGGUGCAACGUCCCGAGAAAGAAAUGGCCAGCUACUUUUAUAUUCUUCAGACGAUAUGUUUAAUUGGAAGUUAAACGGUACUGUAGUAAAUUCAUAUGGAGACAUGGGUUAUAUGUGGGAAAAUCCAGACUUAUUUGAAUUGAACGGCUAUCAUGUACUCAUUAUUUCAGUUGAAGGUAUUGAAGCAGAUGGAUGGAGAUUUAGGAAUUUAUAUCAGACAGGAUAUAUUUUAGGACAGUUUAAUUAUGUUAAAGGUCAAUUUGAUGAUAUGGAAGUAUCAAUAGCAACUUUUAAUCAACUCGAUUAUGGACACGACUUCUACACAGUUAAAACUAUGACGGCAAUUGAUGGCAGAAGAUUGCUAGUGGGGUGGCUCGGAAUGUGGGAAAGCGAUUUCAUUGAAUCGACUUUUGGUUGGGCGAGUAUGUUGACGAUGGUACGAGAAUUACGUUUAAACAAAAACGGUCGCCUUCUCAUGACACCCGUUGAAGAAAUGACUCACUUGAGACAAGAAUUAAUAGAAAACGCUUGGUACAAGCCUGGUGAGUUUUUCCAAGCUGAAACAAAAUCGUUUGAGCUGAUAGUAAAUUCUACUUCAGUGCAAUCCGACGUUGUAGUUAUACUGGAAUGGAAUUUUGGAGGAUAUACUGUAGGGUAUACUGCAGCUCAUGGGUAUAUUAGCGUAGACCGUGGCGGAAUCGACGGUGUACGUAGAGCAUACUGGUCCCCUGUUGACCACGUUCACUUACGAAUUUUUGUUGACUCAAGUUCCGUAGAAGUUUUCUGUGGCGAUGGUGAAGUUGUGUUUUCUAGUAGAAUAUACCCAAAUUCAAUGCGUAUUCGAAUAGACGGAGAUUCUGAGGUCCAUAUUUUGCAGUACAAGCUAAGGCGGAGCGUAGGUUUAGAUAACAAUCUAGAGCAGCGUUUUAGGAAUCAUCUGAUAAAUACGUAG
Messenger RNA from Melitaea cinxia (Glanville fritillary), 1518 nucleotides. RefSeq names its product sucrose-6-phosphate hydrolase-like. Gene Ontology annotation, cellular component: cytoplasm. The record is from RefSeq and is a predicted model, not a curated record. Gene Ontology annotation, biological process: carbohydrate metabolic process. The transcript has a single exon. The coding region runs from base 1 to 1518 and encodes 505 amino acids. Gene Ontology annotation, molecular function: beta-fructofuranosidase activity. Lineage: Eukaryota; Metazoa; Arthropoda; Insecta; Lepidoptera; Nymphalidae.